AUGCCUUCAUCGGCCUUGCACCAACGAUCAAAGGCGGCAGAGUACUUGGAAGGCUACCUCAACAAGACACUCCACGUUCAGAUCGCGGAUGGCCGCACGUUUGUUGGACAGCUCAAAUGUACUGACAAUGAAUGCAACCUCAUCCUGGCAAUGACCCACGAGUACCGACAGCCUUCUGAGGCAGCCGUGAAGCUGGCCGCUGACCGCCAUGAGGCGUCUAGGGAGGAAGGAAACGUCAAAGUAGACAUGAAGAAACGCUUCGUAGGGCUCGUUGUGGUGCCUGGCCAAUACAUCAGCAAGAUGGAGGUUGAAGACUGA
Baudoinia panamericana UAMH 10762 is the source of this 318-nucleotide messenger RNA. RefSeq lists its product as uncharacterized. The transcript has a single exon. Bases 1 to 318 code for a protein of 105 amino acids. The record is from RefSeq and is a predicted model, not a curated record. Gene Ontology annotation, molecular function: RNA binding. Gene Ontology annotation, cellular component: NatC complex. Lineage: Eukaryota; Fungi; Ascomycota; Dothideomycetes; Mycosphaerellales; Teratosphaeriaceae.